Molecule: messenger RNA, 612 nt
Organism: Fusarium coffeatum
Lineage: Eukaryota; Fungi; Ascomycota; Sordariomycetes; Hypocreales; Nectriaceae
Exons: 3
Coding region: 1-612 (203 amino acids)
Biological process (GO): intra-Golgi vesicle-mediated transport; Golgi to vacuole transport; vesicle fusion with Golgi apparatus
Cellular component (GO): endoplasmic reticulum membrane; ER to Golgi transport vesicle membrane; Golgi apparatus
Molecular function (GO): SNAP receptor activity; SNARE binding
Source: RefSeq, a predicted model, not a curated record
AUGUCGAACCCUCUCGAUACCGACGCUGGCUCUGAGCUCUUCAGUUCUUACGAAGCUGAGUACAAGCUUAUCCAAGCGGACCUAAACCAGAAGCUUGACCAGAUUCCUGAACUGGCUGGCGAACCUCGAAAGGCUGCCAUCAGCCAAGCCGAGCGGGCGCUUGAGGAGCUCGACGAACAGCUCAGCGCAAUGCGCUUGGAGAAGCAGAACAUUCCGACCAGCUCUCGCACCAAGGUCAACCAGCGCUUCCGAAACUACGAAUCAGACACAGACGCCGCUCGUCGCAAAUUGAUUACUCUGUCCUCCGACCGUUCGGCACUUUUUGGAUCGCGAUACACGGAUGACCCCGCUGGUUCAUCAGACAUCAAUAUGGAACAACGACAACAGUUGCUCUCCGGCACGGACCGUCUUGAUAGAAGCACACAGCGACUGAAGAACAGUCAGGCUCUUGCCCACGAGACCGAAGCGAUUGGAGCGGAUACCCUCGCAAACCUUGGCAGGCAGCGAGAGACGAUCGAGCAUACUCGCGGCAUAAUGCUCGAAAGUGAAGGCUAUGUGGACAGGAGCGUGAAAACGCUCAGGGGCAUGGCGCGAUGGCUACAAAUCGGAUAA